This is a messenger RNA of Nilaparvata lugens (brown planthopper), 1521 nucleotides long. RefSeq names its product DNA topoisomerase 2-like. The record is from RefSeq and is a predicted model, not a curated record. Gene Ontology annotation, molecular function: DNA binding; ATP binding; DNA topoisomerase type II (double strand cut, ATP-hydrolyzing) activity. Gene Ontology annotation, biological process: sister chromatid segregation; DNA topological change; resolution of meiotic recombination intermediates. The transcript is spliced from 2 exons. Gene Ontology annotation, cellular component: nucleus. Lineage: Eukaryota; Metazoa; Arthropoda; Insecta; Hemiptera; Delphacidae. The coding region runs from base 1 to 1521 and encodes 506 amino acids.
AUGGUCGUUAGCAAGUGGGUUACAUCUAAGUCCUUCUAUACGGUGGAAGAGUUUCUUGAAGCUGUUUUAUCAUCACAAUCUUCCCCCCUUAAUAUCAAUCGGCUCUCGUGGGGUAUUGGGCGAGCUGGCGAAGUGAGACUGUCGAUUCUUUGUCGAAUAAAGAAUAAUAGAAAUAAUUAUUUAUUAUACCACCUGCUGACCAGCUCCAAUUACAACGACGAAGACGACAAGGUGACCGGUGGUCGCAACGGCUACGGAGCCAAACUGUGCAAUAUUUUCAGCUCGUCGUUCAUCGUCGAAACCAGCUCCAAGGAGUACAAGAAGAGCUUUCGACAGAAAUGGGCCGACAACAUGUCGAAAACUUCGGAGCCGAAAAUCAAGGAAGAUGACGGAGAUUUCACGAAAGUGACAUUUUCGCCGGAUCUGUCCAAAUUUAAGAUGGAUAAGUUGGACAAAGACAUAGUCGAUCUGAUGUCAAGGAGAGCCUGCGACGUUGCCGCGUCGACUGGCGGCGUUAAAGUGUUUCUCAACGGCAAAAAUCUUCAGAUUAAAACGUUCAAAGAUUAUGUUGAUCUAUAUACGAAGGAUAAAUUAGAUUAUGAUGAGAAUCCUCUGAAGAUAGUCCACGAGAGAUUCGGCGCCCGCUGGGAAGUAGCCUUCACAUUAUCCGACCAAGGAUUCCAGCAGAUCUCCUUCGUGAAUAGCAUAGCCACAACAAAGGGUGGCCGCCACGUGGACUAUGUAGUGAACAUGAUCGUUAAGAACAUAGUGGCGACAAUGAAGAAGAAAAACAAGGGCGGCAUGGACAUGAAGCCGUUCCAGAUCAAGAACCAUCUGUGGGUGUUCAUCAACUGUCUCAUCGUCAACCCGACGUUCGACUCUCAAACUAAAGAGAACAUGACGUCACAGGAGAAGAACUUCGGCUCCAAGUGUGUGCUCACCGACAAGUUCAUUGCGGGCGUGCUUAAAUGUGGCAUUGUCGAAACGCUACUGGUCUGGGCCAAAACCAAGGAGCAGGAGAAACUGCAGAAGGCGUCGGGCAAGAAGCAGACACGGCUGAAGGGCAUUCCGAAGCUGGAGGAUGCCAACGACGCCGGCAAGAUGGACUCUGUCCACUGCACGCUGAUCCUGACCGAGGAAGAUUGGGCCAAGACGCUGGCUGUGUCCGGGCUGGGCGUUAUCGGCCGUGAUCGCUACGGCGUCUUUCCGCUCAGGGGUAAAGUGCUCAACGUCAGAGAGGCCAGUCACAAGCAGAUUUUAGAAAAUGCUGAAAUCAACGCAAUAAUAAAAAUUACUGGUUUGCAACACAAGAAGAAGUAUGAAACUUUUGAAGACAUGAAAACGUUGAGAUAUGGAAAAAUAAUGAUCAUGACUGAUCAGGAUCAGGACGGUUCUCACAUUAAAGGUUUGCUAAUCAACUUCCUGCAUUUCUAUUGGCCGUCUCUGCUGAAAAUGAAUUUCAUCGAACAGUUCAUCACCCCGUUGAUAAAAGCGACAAAGAAGCAGUAUUUUAAUCUAUAA